UUUCAGGAUCUUCCAGCUCAGAUUUCAUGUAAGGUUUGGAAGUCAUUUAUUUCCUUCUUGGUUGCUCAACAUGGAGAAAGUUGAAGAAGCUGCUGAUGCUCAAAUUUCAAAUGGCGGACCGGAUGGCACGGCGUCUCUAGUAGAAGUGGAGCGUGCCGAUAGAGUCGAACAGAAGGAACGUGUGCCAGCUCUGGAACGCAAUGCGACUGUUCUCUUUAACAUUGCGUGGACGGAAAGCGAAUCGGGAAAGCAAACGGUGACGUUUGAACGACAGGCAUCUAGAACGGACCAUCCUGUCACCCUGUCCUGGUCCGGACUGCAUGUCGUCGCGCCUGGUGCCGGUCCGACUCUCGUUCAGAGGCUGAAAGGCAACCUUAACGGCAAGCCUGACAAAUUGAUUCUCAACGAUGUAAAUGGAGUAGCACAACCGGGACAACUCAUUGCCAUUAUUGGCGCAAGUGGAGCAGGAAAGACGACGUUUCUUAAUGUUCUGUCAAGGCAAAACACGGCAAAUCUCAAGGUAUCUGGCUCUGUUUGUGUCAACAAGAUGGAUAUUAGAAACAAGAUUAAAGACAUCUCGGCAUACGUUCAACAAGAAGACAUUUUUGUGGGCACAUUGACAGUGAAGGAACAUCUAAUUUUCCAGGCGUUGCUGAGGAUGAGCAAAAGUUGGUCAAGAAGUGACAAAUUGAAACGAGUGGAACUCGUUCUUGAAGAGAUGGGAUUGAAAAAAUGUGCCAAUACUGUCAUCGGCAUUCCUGGUAAACUGAAAGGAAUAUCAGGAGGUGAAAAGAAAAGACUUUCAUUUGCUUCAGAGAUUUUGACCAAUCCACCGCUUUUGUUUGCUGAUGAGCCGACGUCUGGUUUAGAUUCCUUUAUGGCUGAGACUGUGGUGAGGGUGUUGCAGACUAUGGCUGCAAACGGGAAAACUGUUCUCUGUACAAUACAUCAGCCAUCGUCUGAAAUAUUUGAGAUGUUUGGAAGUGUGCUGCUGCUUGCUGAAGGACGAGUUGCUUAUCUUGGCUCUAGAGAACCUGCAAAAGCAUACUUUGCAAGUCAUGGAUAUGUUUGUCCAGAGAAUUAUAAUCCUGCAGACUUUUAUGUUCAUACCCUUGCCAUUGUCCCAGGAAAUGAGACAGAAUGUCGACAGAAAGUUAAGGAACUUUGUGAUUUGUUUCAGUCAAAUACUGAUACUAAUGCACAGUCAGUAACUGACACAGUAGAAGAAUAUUAUGACCAGCAGAAUGAUGAGGUUGGAUAUGAAAUCAAAAGUGGCUCAGGCUAUCGGGGGUCUAUCUGGUCUCAAUUUUUACUGCUUCUUUGGCGCUCUUGGAUCACUCAGACUCGUGAUCCAACUCUUGUUCGAGUAAAGUUUGGUCAAGCAAUUUUUAUGGCCGUUCUAAUGGGACUUAUUUACUUACAAGUCCCACAUGAUGAGCAUCGGCUACAAAACAUAUCUGGAGUGUUAUUCUUUGUCUGCGUUAACGGCAGUCUUGUCAACUUGUUUGCAGUGCUGCAAACUUUUCCUAUUGAAAUGCCAGUCUUUUUGAGAGAGCACGGAAGUCGAUUGUAUCGAACAGAGAUAUACUACGUAACAAAACAUCUAUCAGACAUUCCAUUCUUGGUGAUUUUAACUUUCAUAUACUCUGUCAUUAUUUACUGGAUGGUUGGUCUUCGAGAGGAAGCAGACAAGUUCUUUAUUUUCUAUGGUCUUCUUCUUCUUAUUGCUAACAUUGCGAUGGGUGUUGGGUAUGCUAUUUCAGCUGCCGCCACCACUGUACCUGUUGCUUUGGCUUUUGGCCCUGUGACCAUAAUUCCAAUGAUGUUGUUUGGCGGCCUCUUUGUCAACAUCAGUUCUAUUCCUGUGUACUUUUAUUGGAUCAGCUACUUGUCGUGGUUUUAUUACGGGUUUGAAGUACUGAGCAUCAACGAAUGGGCUGAUAUCACUACAACUGGCUGUCCAUCUAACGUGAUUGGAUGUGCUCCCAAUGGCACAGAAGCUUUGAAGUUUUUCGGACUUAAAGAAGGAAAUUACAAUCGCGAUAUCGGUAUUCUCUUCGCUCUUUUCAUUGCUUCUCGAAUUGCUGGUUUGCUGAUUCUCAAACUUCGGGUUUACUACCAUGAGAAGAGACGAUGAGAUCUUGUAUCUCACUGGGUGAUUGUGUUUGUAGCUAUUUGUUUAUGCUUAAUGACGGAUAAUGUGACAAGCAUGAAUUGACUGAUGAGUCAUUGUUCUAUAUGUGGUGCUGUACUGUAUAGUUAAUAUUAAUUAAGUAUGACUGUAGGUAUGGUUUGUAAGCAGCCAAUGUUAAAUGUGAAUGUUCAUGAAGGGUUAAGAAUAUCUGGCUGUAGCCUGGUGCAUUCUGGAGUACACGUGUGUUUGCGUUUGUUUUGGUUGUUUGUUAGCUGGCUUGUUAGUUUGUUGUUUAUCUAUCUGUUUGUCUGUCUGUCUGUCUGUAUGUAUGUAUGUAUGCACGUAUGUUUGUCUUGUUUGCUGGCUGUGUGCUGGUUUGUUUGUUUGUCUGCAUAUCUGCAUGUGUGUACAUGUGUGUGUGUACAUGUGUGUACAUG
Molecule: messenger RNA, 2571 nt
Organism: Corticium candelabrum
Lineage: Eukaryota; Metazoa; Porifera; Homoscleromorpha; Homosclerophorida; Plakinidae
Product: protein white-like
Exons: 19
Coding region: 71-2137 (688 amino acids)
Biological process (GO): transmembrane transport
Cellular component (GO): plasma membrane
Molecular function (GO): ATP hydrolysis activity; ABC-type transporter activity; ATP binding
Source: RefSeq, a predicted model, not a curated record